CCCUCAUGGCAUGUUGACCUGUUUUUCUAUGCUUUGUAAAUUGCUUCACACUUGUUUCUAAACUUAUUGGUUCUUGAAUAUAUUGAGAUUGAUCAAAUCAAAGAAACAAAAAAAAAAAGAAAUUAUGAAGACAAAGACUUACAACUUGAUAUGUAUUGCAGCGUCUGUCCUUACUUUUCUCAUCAAUGGCUCAUCAGCAGCAACAUCUCAAAACGGUAACUCUACAACUUCAUGUAGCAAAACCUGUGGAGGAAUCUCGAUCCCGUUCCCUUUUGGAAUCGGCGGGAAGGAUUGCUAUCUCAACAACUGGUACGAGGUUGUCUGCAACACCACCACUUCUUCCGGAACACCUGUUCCGUUUCUCUCAAGGAUCAAUACUGAAUUGGUCAACAUCUCUCUUCCAGAUGGAGAUAAACCAUACGGUGUUGUUCUAAUCAAAGGUCCUGUGACUUCGUUUGGUUGUUCAAGUAGUAACACGAGUCAAGGACUCAAAAAGUCACGACCAGAUUUGAACGUCACAGGCAAAGGCAGCCCUUACUUCAUCACAGACAAUAACCGCCUUGUGGCGGUUGGCUGCGGUACAAAGGCCUUGAUGACGGAUCUCGAAUCAGAGACCUUGGGUUGCGGAUCUAGCUGCAAAGAAAGCUUGAGUGGUCAACAAGUAUCAGACUCAAUCUGUGACGGCUACAAAUGCUGCCAGACUAGAAUACCAUUGGAGCGUCCACAAGUCAUAGAUGUCACAGGAGGAGAAGGCUGCAGAGUUUCCUUCUUGACUGACAAAAGAUAUUCACCCUCAAAUGUCACUGCGCCAGAACAGUUCCAUGCUGGUGGCUAUGCGGUGGUGGAGCUAGGUUGGUACUUUGGUACUUCUGAUUCUCGCUUUAGAAACCCUUUAGGUUGCAGGAAUCUUACUCGCUACGGAUCUUACGACUCGGACACGAGAUGUCUUUGUGAGUAUGGUUACUUCUACGAGAUGAGUUACAGGAACUGCUAUUGCCCCAUUGGCUUCACAGGGAAUCCAUACCUUCGAGGGGGUUGUGUAGAAGCUGAUAUGUGCAAAGAACCCGAUGUCUGUAAAGAAGGCAUUUGUGAGAACAUGCGUGGAUCAAUGUACACGUGCAAGCCCAAGCCCAUGAUAACCAAGCCGGGGAAGUCCUUCGUGCUGGAAGGGGUUCUGAUAGGUGUGUUGGGACUCUUGUUUUUAGUUGGUGGGAUCUUCUGGUUGUUCGUAGUUAUAAGGAAGCGAAGGAGGAUCAUUCGUGGCAGGAAGUUCUUCAGACGUAAUGGAGGCUUGUUGUUGAAACAACAACUAACUACUACAAACGAUGGAAGUGUAGAUAUGUCGAGGAUAUUUACCUCAAAAGAGUUGGAGAAAGCCACUGAUAACUUCAGCGUGAAGAGGGUGCUUGGGCAAGGAGGUCAAGGAACUGUGUACAAAGGUAUGCUGGUGGAUGGCAGGAUCGUCGCGGUUAAGAGAUCCAAACUUGUGGAUGAAGAUAAGAUGCAAGAGUUUAUCAAUGAAGUAGCACUUCUCUCGCAGAUUAACCAUAGGAACAUUGUGAAACUGUUGGGAUGUUGCUUGGAGACUGAAGUUCCGAUCCUAGUUUACGAGUAUAUUCCCAAUGGAGAUCUGUUCAAGCGUCUUCAUGAUGAAUCUGAUGAUUACAAGAUGACUUGGGAAGUGCGUCUUCGAAUAGCUGUAGAGAUUGCGGGAGCACUUUCAUACAUGCACUCAGCUGCAUCGUUUCCGAUAUACCACAGAGAUAUCAAGACUACCAAUAUACUGUUGGAUGAGAAAUACAGAGCCAAGGUGUCUGAUUUCGGAACUUCAAGAUCUGUAGCAGUAGAUCAAACUCACUUGACAACACUAGUUGCAGGGUCUUUUGGGUACAUGGAUCCGGAAUACUUCUUGUCGAGCCAAUACACUGACAAGAGCGAUGUUUAUAGUUUUGGGGUUGUCCUGGUGGAGCUCAUGACGGGUGAAAAACCACUAUCUCGUGUCCGGUCUGAAGAAGGAAGAGGAUUGGCAACUGAUUUCAUUGAGGCCAUGAAAGAAAACAGAGUGGUGGACAUCAUUGAUGAUCGGAUCAAAGAGGAAGGCAAGAUGGACCAAGUGAUGGCAGUCGCAGAACUCGCUAGAAGGUGUCUAAGCCAGAAAGGAAGGAAGCGGCCAAACAUGAGAGAGAUUUCUAUUGAGCUGGAGAGGAUUAGUUCAUCACCUGAAGAUCUAAAACUACAUUUCCUUAACAAUGAAGAAGAUGAUAAAGGCUGCUCAAGCCAUGCAAAUCAAGAAAACAUAAUCAUAUAG
This is a messenger RNA of Raphanus sativus (radish), 2308 nucleotides long. Its product is annotated as wall-associated receptor kinase-like 5. Gene Ontology annotation, molecular function: protein serine/threonine kinase activity; ATP binding; polysaccharide binding. Gene Ontology annotation, biological process: cell surface receptor signaling pathway; protein phosphorylation. Lineage: Eukaryota; Viridiplantae; Streptophyta; Magnoliopsida; Brassicales; Brassicaceae. Gene Ontology annotation, cellular component: plasma membrane. The record is from RefSeq and is a predicted model, not a curated record. Bases 125 to 2308 code for a protein of 727 amino acids. The transcript is spliced from 2 exons.